UUAUCUAUGACUCUGACUCUCACCUAACCUAACCGAAAAUGAGUGACAUCUGAACAAAUUUUGUAUCAGUUGACUUAUUUUUCAUUAAACAUGAGUGUGAUUCUUCAGUAUGUUAUUGUUCGAAAAGACUUAUUGCUCAAAGAACACAACUGGCCGGUAGGUGCUGUUAUUGCACAAGCAUGCCAUGCAGUUACUGCUGUAACCCAUCUUUUUCACGAUGAUGAACACACUAAAAAGUAUUUAGAAGAUCUAGAUAAUAUGCAUAAAGUGGUUCUUGAAAUACCAAAUGAGAAAGAAAUCAUAUCUCUCCAUGAAGUUCUCGAAAAAAAUAAUAUAAAGCACAAGUUGUGGAUAGAACAACCAGAAAACAUACCGACCUGCUUGGUUCUUAAACCUUAUCCUAAAGAUGAAGUUAAAGCAUAUUUCAAAGAUUUGAAAUUAUUCAAAAACCCCUGAUGAGAGAAAUCAGCUUGGUGAAGUUAAAAAAAGCUUUUCUGAUUGCUGACUGGGAAGUUUUUGGGAAUAAAACUGAAAUAAUGAGUUUUCCAUUAAAAAAUAUUUUAUUUUCAUCAGUCUGUACAACUGUAAUCAUAUAACACACUCUAUAAGAGUAUCUGCCUAAAUAAUAUAAGUGAACAAAUACAUGUACUUAUCAAUGAUAAAAUCACAUUAGAUUGCAUAAAAAUAAAUAUUUACAUAAUUCCUAA
Molecule: messenger RNA, 707 nt
Organism: Coccinella septempunctata (seven-spotted ladybird)
Lineage: Eukaryota; Metazoa; Arthropoda; Insecta; Coleoptera; Coccinellidae
Product: putative peptidyl-tRNA hydrolase PTRHD1
Exons: 1
Coding region: 91-456 (121 amino acids)
Molecular function (GO): peptidyl-tRNA hydrolase activity
Source: RefSeq, a predicted model, not a curated record